GAUGAUCUAUAAGGUCCCUUCCAAACUCUGUUAAUCUGUCCCAGGGCCUCUUGAGAAACUGUCCUUGGAAUGUCCCAAAGGUGUUUUUUCAAGGGACAACUGAACUUUCUUGUUUUUGUUUGGAGAUAUUUUACUUCUCAUCCAAGAAGUUUCUUCAGCUCUGACUGGAUGGUGGGAAAUGGAAGGAUUCCUACUCCUUGCAGUUAGCUGGUCAUUUGCAUCCUUUUUAGGCCACCUGGAGGUUUAUUUGUGUCCUGGGGUCACCAAGUGAUGCAAAUGGGUGUGCCGCCUUCUUGAGACUGCUGAAAGGACUGUGGUAUAGACAGGAGAUAGAUGGUGCCAUAUCCCUCUGCCUCUGCUGAUGUCCAGUUUGACAUCUUUGGCCUCUUGGACCCCUCUUUCACACCCGCGGUGCUCUCUGCAAAAUUUGGACUCUGCUGUCUUCAAAAGAGUGACCCUUGAAAUGCAGAUGGGCUGCUGAAUCUUGUCCUGACGGGUUUCUUCUCCUAUGUUGUGCCAUGCCUUUGUGAAGUGGGAACGGCUCUCAAUGCCGGUGAAACAAGAACGUGCAAAACGUCCAAUACAAAAUAAAACAAACGGAGACGCGGUUUCUGAAUCUUCAUCAAAAUGCAAAUAUUCAAACGAAAGAUCCUGACCCUAUGUUAGAAAACGAGCUCUAGCCGUCCCCCGGCCUCUUCUCCAGCCUCCCGCCCUCUUGACUCCGGAAGGGGCGGCGCCGGGUGGCCGUUUGAACGCAGGCGGCGCCGUUCGGGCAGACCCAGCUAGCUUCCCAGGGAAAGGUGGUGGCUCAAGGACCGGCUCUCCCUCCUCUGGGCUCCGGUCGGUCCAAAGCCGAGUCCGCGACGGAACCGUCUUCCCGGGGAUGAGCGCCGACGCUACGGGCCCUCUCGGGCACAGCCGCAGCUCCUCGCCGGAGGGGAGGGCCGGCUGGGAGCGCAAGCUCCGCGGCCGAGCGGAGGAGCUGCUCCGGACCGAAGGGCGAUACCUGGAGGAUCUCGAAGGGGUUGCGACGUACUUUGUGGUCACCCUGAAGGCCAAGGGGAUCUUGAAGCCAGACAUCCAUAAGAUUCUCUUUGGACCCUGGGAGUCCAUCUGCUCCACCAGCCGGACACUGCUUUUCCACCUGACCAGAGGCCAUUUUGCAUUAGGACUCGAGAGUUUCUGCCACCAGCUGGUGUUCUACGUCCAUUAUGCAGAGAAUCUGGAAGCGGCCCAGAACAUCCUUAAGAAACUGGUAAAGAAGAACAAAGCUUUUUCCCGCUUCAAGAAGCUUCAGGAAUCCCGUCCAGAGCUUAAAGGUUGCCGGCUGGAAGAGCUGCUGUCGCUGCCCCUGCAAAGGCUCCAUCAAUAUAGGCACCUCCUGCAGGAUUUGGUGGAGCACACUCCCCCAGAGAGCUCUGGAUUUGACCAACUCCAAGGGUCCCUAAAGUCUGUUUUGGAGGUCCUGCAUCGAGUCCAGGAAAUUGCUCGUGUCCAUGAGAACCUAUUGAUGAUGAGACAGAUACAGAAACAGCUCAAGGGACGGAAGACCCAAGUGCUGGCUCCAGGGCGUCGGUAUCUCCAGGAAGGUUGGCUGAUGGAAGUCCCCUCCAAGGGGAAGGAGAUGCAGCGCAGGAGGUGCUUCCUUUUCUCUGAUAUCUUGUUGUUAACCAAGCCUUGCCACCCGCUCCAUCCUUGGAAUUCACACAAGUUUGCUUGCCAGGCUGUUUACCCUCUCAGUCACUGUGUUGUGGAGAAGGUCUUUGGUCACACCCAGAGCCAAGGAGGGCUGCUCAGUCUCUCUUUCCCACAAAAAAAGUUACUAUUGAUGUCUUGCGAUCAGGAGGACUUUGCCAAAUGGCACCAGAAUCUGGUGGUGGCUAUCAGAGAGCUUCAGGUCUGUUGCAGCCUACCCUCUCAGAAGGCUGAGUGAGCCAGCUGGACUCUGCAGGAAAUAGCCUGUGUGCCCUGGGCAGUUGUUUGGCAAUCCGCCAACUUGCAGACAUUAGUGCUACCCUCCUUUGGACAUCUAACUCCAAGCAUAACCCUAACACAGCUCUGUCCUUGGUUUGGUUCCCUGUUCCUUCGGUCCAGAGAAGCAGGACGCUAGGAAUAGCCCUUCUCCUCAGAGGCUGCUGCCUCCAGAACAGCCAUACUUAUUGAGCCUAGAGACAGGGAGCCCUGCCAUGGGAUAGCCUUCUCAGCAAUUCUCAUGUGACACAGCGGGACGGAAGUAAUUACGAUUCUACGCAAACUACUUUCCAUACCUGUGGAUCUUGCACAGUGGGAUGUAAAAGUCUAUUUUCUUUUAAUGACUAUGAAUGGUGGUGGUUUCUUCUUGUGAAUUCUAUUAUGAGAUUAAUUUUGCCUGCCAAGACAGGAAACUUUUUGGGCUGGAACUCAGUGGGUUUUAAAAACAUGCCAAGGCAUGGACAGGUCCUUGAGACUGCAUGCUUGGGAGCCAAUUACUCUAUAAUCCAAUUCCAUCAGUAGAACCAGGGCAGACAGACUGCUGCUUUAACCAUUUUCAAAUUCUGUAGCAUGACUGCUACGCAACCAGAACUCCAAAUGUAGACAAAGUUUGGUAUUGCUGUAAUCCUAUUUUCAGCAGAUAUUAACAACAGAUUACUUCUGAAUUUUUGUUGCUAACAGUGGAAUGUGGUUGUGGAGAUUUUUCAGAUCCUCAAAUUUCAGAUAAUAGAUGCCAUUUUUUUAGGGAAGGAAGGAGCAGUUUAUGGUGCCUUUUAACAAUUUUAUUAUAAUGUAUUGUAGCAAAACAAUUUCUACAACAAGUUUGCCAAUUCCAUCUAAAAUGAGUAGAUGCAAUAAGCAAAUCAGUAACACUUAUUUUCAAAUGCAUUGUUUUGCAAUUGUGAAUGUAAAAUCCAUGUGAACCCCUUCCCAAUAGGUUGGGACUGUCUGUAGUGAUACUGAAAACUGCAGAGGAUUGGUAAGGAAAACAUAGCUCUAUGAUUAUCAAAGGAGUAAAAAAAUUAUGAAUAUAUUUUUAUUCUAAAAAUUAUGCCGGCCACAUGACCAUGGAGACGUCUUCGGACAGCGCUGGCUCUUUGGCUUUGAAACAGAGAUGAGCACCGACCCCCAGA
Messenger RNA from Ahaetulla prasina, 3104 nucleotides. RefSeq names its product Rho guanine nucleotide exchange factor 39 (gene ARHGEF39). Gene Ontology annotation, biological process: positive regulation of cell migration. Lineage: Eukaryota; Metazoa; Chordata; Lepidosauria; Squamata; Colubridae. The transcript has 9 exons. Gene Ontology annotation, molecular function: guanyl-nucleotide exchange factor activity. The record is from RefSeq and is a predicted model, not a curated record. Gene Ontology annotation, cellular component: plasma membrane. Bases 884 to 1933 code for a protein of 349 amino acids.